Messenger RNA from Uranotaenia lowii, 2532 nucleotides. RefSeq lists its product as uncharacterized. Gene Ontology annotation, molecular function: G protein-coupled receptor activity. The record is from RefSeq and is a predicted model, not a curated record. Lineage: Eukaryota; Metazoa; Arthropoda; Insecta; Diptera; Culicidae. The transcript has 6 exons. Bases 533 to 2353 code for a protein of 606 amino acids.
AACUUGUUGGUUUUUUUCUCUCGCUUUUCGGAGGGUGCGGAAUCAAGUCACACCCAAAGCCAUAACAACUAGAAACCUGCCGAAGUUCCUUCUUGGUUGGAACGUCUGAGAAUCCAACCUGGGCCAACAGAAUUCGGCAAUCUACCUGGUUGGCCGAAAAAGUUUGCUGCGGUUGAUGCGUGUGGUGUGCUUAGAGCGAAUAACUCAGCGCCGCGGAUAUGUCGAGAAGUCAAGUUUUGCUUCGGAAGGCACUUGUAUUCAGUAUCGUCGAGGAGAUAUGCUAAAUGUGCGCGUGGCGGCGUUGGCGGUUCUUGAUCGGAACUUUGCACCUAUGAGUUCAGUCUACCGGGAGCCAUCUUCGGGGAUUGUUGUUUGUUGUGUUCGGUUCGGUUGUUUGUUUGCUGCGGCCGCUGCCGGGUGUUUUCGUUUCGGUCUCUUUUGUCCGCAGCGACGAAGUUUCGCGUGAUUAGGCGUAGUUUCGCGCGAUUUUUUAUUACUCCGGUUAACUAAAUAGUGCUGCAGUUUUGUGCCAAUGAAGACCAGGACAUUUUCACCGGUGUGGUGGGUGUUCAGUGUCCUUCUAAUUUGUGUAGCCCAUCACCAUCGGACAGUGGCAAACUUUGUGGCCUAUGACGACGACCUGCUGACAACGCAGGGCUUCCCGGAAGACGACGCGCUUCGGGACCAAGCGAAAGCGGACUAUCAAGAUGCUAUCGACCGGCUGAUAACGCACGCAUUCAGUAACGAGACCACGCACAACGCAAGCCUCGGAACCGAAGGCGAGGACUCGGUCAAGGUCAACGCAUCGGCAACCGAUGCGCCGCUCAAGUGUGCUGCCAACCGAAAGCCUCGCUUGAUUGCCAGAGCGAAGAACAACACCGUGCCGGUGGCCAAAUGUUGCCCCGAGGGGGAGGCGUUUCUGCACGAGAGCGUCUCGAAAUGCCGGAUCCCGCUAAGGCGGCCUCGACUUCCGGUCGUCAGCCGGGAACUGCUGCUCUACGACCAGAGCUGUUACCGAUUUGGACCGUACAUCCGGCACAAUCUGACCGUUAGCGGCCGGUGCAUUGGAAAGCACUUAGUAAUCAACGACGGUGCCAUUUUUACGGUGAUCCAGAAUGGGUCCCUUAUGGUUUCCAACCCGGAACAGAUGCUCAUCUAUCGGGAUUUCUGUUUGGAGGAAACGGCCAGCUCGGUUCUGGUGGCGUGGGUCUGUGACGAGAUUGUCUUUCCGGAUCCGUUCGAUUUCGUCGACAAGUUGAUAAUUGGGUCAGCUUUGGUGGCCGUUUUCGUGACGGUCCUACUGUACGGAUUCGAACGAAACUUUCAUACAAUUUUCGGAAAGCUGGUAAUGGCCCACGCGGGACUUUUAUUCGCGGCUCUACUGCUGGAAGCUGCCCUGACUGAAUUUGAGGAGGCUUUCUACUCAACGAUAGUGUACAUUUUGAUCGGAGCGUCUUAUGUGAUAUUUGCAGCUGCCAAUGUGCAUUGCAUGAUCUCCACUCAGGGAAAAUAUCAACGAGUUGAUGUACGGAACAUUACCUUCGUGGCAUUCGGAUGUUCAUUGAUAUGGUUGACUUCCACACUGUUCACACUUUAUUUUAACGAGAAAACCGUGACCCUGUGUACGGUGUUCGGUGCCCUGACGGUUAGCCUCGUAACGAAUCUGAUUGUGCUCCGGGGAAUCAUCCAUCGGAGGCACCACCUGCUGACGACAACGAUGGACAGCUGCUACGAGCUGACGGAAAGUACCGAGUACUCCAGUUACGUGCAUCACCGGAAAGAACUCACCAUCUUGUCCACGUUCGCCACCAUCUUGCAGCUGCUCCACUGGAUCUUGUUCGCUGCUGGCCGGUACAAUCUUCUUUACGGCAUGAGCUGGUGUGCCCUGACCAUAUUUGCCGUAUUCGUCUGCUUCCGCUAUCGAUCGAUAACGGUGCUUUCGGGGGGUGGCGGCGGUGGUGGCAGGUCCGGAAUCUCCAAAGUAUUACGUCAUCGUCAUCAUCCCCAUCAUCAUCAGCAUCAGCAACAGGGGGAACCGGAAGAGCCUUCAGCAGGAGUUCCGACCGGCAGCAAUAGCAGCAGCGCCUCGUCGCCGGAGAAUGGGUACAAUCAACUGCAGCAGCAGCCACCCACCACCGGGGAUUCGUACCAAAGCUCGCCACCCCAUCGUUGGGAUGAAAAUCGUCAUCAAAAUAAUCAUCAGCAUCAUCAGCCACGGGAAAUGCAACCGAUGGGGAACGGGGAUAAUCAAAAGCACGCGCUGACGCCCGUCGCCGAGGAAGACUUAUUUCCGGCGGAUCGUUCCGAAGCUGGCUGGUGGCCUCGAGGGCGACCGGACGAGGGGACCAAAUGAGUGUGUGGGUGGGUGGGUGUAAGGAUGAAAGGAUGGGAACGAUGGACCCACAUCGUUCCCUGAUGAUGAUGAUGAUGAUGCUGCUGCUGCUGCUUGUGAUGGUAUGCUGAGGCUGAGAGUACGUUUGUGCAGUGUGUGAUUAAUUGCCAUUUGCGACUUAGGAGUAAGUUUUUUCCCCA